Messenger RNA from Cylas formicarius (sweet potato weevil), 5726 nucleotides. RefSeq names its product RING finger protein unkempt (gene unk). Lineage: Eukaryota; Metazoa; Arthropoda; Insecta; Coleoptera; Brentidae. Bases 1605 to 3467 code for a protein of 620 amino acids. Gene Ontology annotation, molecular function: metal ion binding. The transcript has 8 exons. The record is from RefSeq and is a predicted model, not a curated record.
UUUCUUUGUGGGUGUGACAUUGACCAUACAGGUUUUGAUUUUUACAGCGAUUUGUCUGACAUCGUUAUUAAAAUGCGGUUGAUUCCAAGUAUUUUGAAAACAAUUUUCAAGUUAAACAUGAAUAAUUUUUAUAAAAAUAGGUAACUGGGUUCACAGUCAGUGAACGUCCUUAACCCAACUUCCGACAGAAACAAAAACAUUGAUUUCAAAACAAAUGCACACCUACCAUGAUCUUUGGCAACUAUUUGCGUGUUGUCUAAUUUAUUAGUGCGUAUUUAAUUAUCGAUUUUGGGUUUUAUGAUUCUAGUUUUAUAGGGUGUAUAAAUAAAUAAGUAGUUUGAAUAAAUGUACAUGGUUCUUGUGGUUGCAAAUAUUUGAAAAUGCCUUUCAUAUACAGUUUGACUAGUUUAUUGUGGUCCGUUUCUUAAUGCGAGAAAGUUAAAAAUCAUUAUUGAACUGUAAAAAAGUGGUCUGAGACGUAUUCCUUAGGUAAAGUAUUGUACCUUUGAUGAUUGUCAAGUGUCGAGUGAGUAGCAGGUAGUUGCCCUACCUGUGCCUUAGUUUUUAAAAAUAGAAGUAUAGUUACUUUCACUUGUUGGCAAAGUUGGUUCUUGAAAAUGGCAAAGUGAUCUGGUUCCUCGUGGGACUGUUAUAGUCAGGGAUAAUGCCAUCUAUCACUCAAGAAAAUCUGCAAGCAAGCAAAAAGGAGCUACUUCAAAAUGUGAAUAGAAUUGAUAUAAGCGCAAGUAAAAUGGCUUGUGGCAAGGAAUAAUUCCAUUUUUAAAAUGGGGGACAUUGAAACCCUCUUGCAAGAAGGCAUAGACAGUGGAUUGUGGAAAAUGGGAUAAUAGCUUUGAACAUGUGAUUGAAAUAGAAAAAAACAUUGCGGGAAGCUGAUAGCAUGCUAGAAAACACUGUGGAGCCAUUUAUGGUAUCUGUGGACUCGAACGACUAGAGUUAAUCUGGCUACUCGAAACAUGUUGACUAAAAUUUACAAGUGAAUUUGUAUUGUAAAUAGUAGAUUUUUUUAAUAAUUUUAUUACAAUUUAUUUAUUUUACUAUUUAUUUACUUAAUCUUAGAAUAAUUUAAUAUCUCAAUUCUCAAUCAUGUAUAAUUUUUAUAUUUCUUGUUCUACCUGGAGUAACACCCCGGUCACAUUACUUUUAUUCACCAAACUGGUCUUUUUAUUGUAUGCAGACUAGGAAUGAUUCAAGGUGUGUAAAUCUUAAAACACUGAAAUAGGAAAACUGUCAUUGUAAUUUUUUUAACUUUGCUAUAUAGCUUUAUAUUGUCCACCCUGUUUAAUGAUCCUUGGCAUUUACAUUUUAUUACUCUCUCGCAUUAAGAAACAAGCUAUAAUAAAGUUAAUGUUUUACCACUACAUCUCGGUAUUGAAUAAGAGACCAAUCUUCACCAAAAUUAUCAUUAAAAUGGAUAGCUGACUGCCCCUGAUUUUAUCCGAAUAUUCAAAAGUGGGUCACUGAUUGAUGUUUCAAAUCAGACUUGUAGAUGUUCUUAAAUGAUCUAAUAUUGUUGCCCAUAUUUACAUAGAACGGCGGGAGAUACUGAAAGGCGGUAUCACUUGAGAUAUUACAAAACGUGUAUGUGCGUUCACGACACGGAUUCACGAGGCUAUUGUGUAAAAAAUGGGCUCCAUUGUGCGUUUGCGCACGGGAGUCACGACCACAGACCUCCAGUUUAUGACAUUAAAGAAAUACAAGCCCUGGAAGCGGCCGAAAUAGACGGCUGUUGUUCCACCAACGGUCCUAAUGCCUUGGACAAAGAAAGAAAUCUGAUGAACGAGGAUCCAAAAUGGCAAGAUACAAAUUUCGUGUUAUCCAAUUACAAAACGGAACCUUGCAAAAGGCCGCCGAGACUUUGCAGGCAAGGCUACGCUUGCCCCCAAUAUCACAAUAGUAAAGAUAAACGACGAAGUCCAAGGAAAUUCAAAUAUAGAUCAACGCCCUGUCCAAAUGUUAAACACGGUGAAGAGUGGGGGGAGCCGGGCAACUGUGAUGCGGGCGAUCUAUGUUCCUAUUGUCAUACCAGGACUGAACAGCAAUUUCAUCCGGAAAUAUAUAAAAGUACUAAAUGCAAUGAUGUUCAACAAUCGGGUUACUGUCCCCGAGGGGUGUUUUGUGCUUUCGCACAUGUUGAACAAGAAUUAGGCGUUUCGAGAGAUACGGGCGAUGUUAGCGGUACAAAUUUAGCGGAAAUCCUAUCGAAUGCCCUUCCCCCUUCAUGUUCGGAUUUGAAAAUCAAAGAGAAAAGUAGUGAAAGUUCUAAUGGCAGCAGCGAAGUGAGCGAAUCAGCUUCGUCGACAUCAUCUAUAGGAUCAAAUAGUUGUAGUAGUAAUAAAGCUCCGGGAGCGCAACUGGCGCAUAAAUCGGUACCUUUCCAAAGACAUCCCAGCCUAGGACUAGAAUUAACUAAUAAAUUGUUAGCUACGGAAAAAGAUUCGACCUUAGAUCCGCUGGAACGGGAACAAAGGAAACAAGCGCUCUGCUUCACUUACAGUACUUUAGGCGGAUCGUUCUUUAGUACCGGCAACGAUACAGUGGAAAGUGUCGUCGGUAACGCCCUGGAUGAACUAAAUUUAGAAGACUUGAACAUUUCCGGAGCUUUGGAACGGGAACUCGAAUCCGAAUCGCCGACGGUAUCGAACUCGAUAUCCGUGGGGUUGGCCUCGUCCGCGGGCCUCUUGGGCAGCUCCGCCCCCGUGAACAUUCCCAGUUCCGCCAGGUCCGGGUUAAGCGGUUUUAGUCCCACCAACAAUAGUCCGCUUCAACCGUUCCUUUCCGCGACUAGGUUUUCCCAGUCGGACGCGAUCGAUUUCCUCAACCACGGACAAAUGCAACUGAGCAGCAGCACAUCGAAGCUAAGCGGCUACGCGAGCUUUUUCGAUUUCCCGCAGAGCAUAUCGCCAAAUUCUAGGAACCACCAUAACAGUUUUAGUAUGUCGCCCAGCGUUAACAAUAAUUUAGAAAUGGUUAGGUUACGCGAAGAAUUAAGUCAGGCUAGGUUACAAUUAACGAAUUGGGAAGAACGAUUGCAACAAGCAAGGACCGCUUGUGAGGCGUGGCAGAGGGAGACGGAGGAGGCGAACAGAAAAACCAAACAAGUAGAAAACAAAUUGCAAGAUACGGUCAAUCAAUAUAAUACUCUCAAGCAGGAAUUCGAAAAUCUGCAGGGCGGCCCGCACAUCCGUAGCAUAACCAAGGUGUCUGAGUUGACGAAGUUGCCCUUGGGGAUGUUAAAAAAUCUCCACGCACAAUUGAGGCAGGAUCUGGAGGAAAUCGAAAAGGUUCUGUAUAGGGAGACCGCUUCGAAAUGUAUGGUUUGCGAGGAGAGGAAUAGGACAGUUACGUUGAAUUGUAAUCAUUUCGUUUUGUGCGACACGUGCGCAAGUACGCAGAGCGAGUGCCCCUACUGUCAGACUCCAAAUAAUCUGGUUAAUAACAUAUGAGUAUAAGGAUUUUAGGCUUGCUCUCGAAUUUACCGCACCACAGGCCCCCCCACCGACGCCUGCGUGCGCUAGACCCGCGAGCAAUUUAACAAAUUUAGUUAUUAAAAAAUUUAUUCCUUUUUCCUUAGAAUUUAUUUAGGCGUUUUUUUAAAUUGUGUAUAGCAACAUCACAUCUCUUAUUACAGAUUAAUUAUUCUAUUCAGUGAUGUAAGGACAUGUACCUUUCCUUUUUUUUUGAAAAUAUUUGAAUGCUUUUUUUCUUGAUAUUAAAGAUGAUAAAUUGAAUAUUUUCUGAUUAUUUUUGGGAUAGUUUCACAUUCUUGCCGGUUGAAUCACUCGCGGUCCAUAAAAUGGGCGAGUUAUUAAAAAUGUAAUUUUUAAAAUUAUCCAACGCUAGCCAAGUAAUGGGGUAAAUGUAGAAUCUCAAAAAUAGUUUUAAUUCGUAUUGUUGAUAAACCUUUUCCCUAAGGGGUUCCGCGAAAAAAUAAGUUUUAAAGUUAUCCACAAGUGGCUGAUAUCCUUAAUUUUCUUUGUGCAAUAUAUAAGAUGUCGCCGGCGAAAUAUAAAUUUAAAGCUGAUUUUCUUUUUUUUAUGUACACCUGAGACGCAUCAGUUCAAUUAGAGGUAAGUCGUAUUGAGGCCACCUUUUUGAUAAAGUCACUUUCAAGUUUUUAACACAAAGGAAUUAACUUUAGCCUGGGUCUUUGAAUUGGUUUAUAAUUUUAUUAAUAAACUUGUUUUGAAAAAUAUAAAACAUCCAAUCCAAUAAAUAAAAGAGAGAAAAAAGUUUAUUGACAUGACAAAAGUUAUGAAAUAUAAAUUUUUUUAGUUUUAUAAUUAUGUACUGUAGAUAUUCCACUUUCAAAGUAGAAUUAUUAUUAAUUAUUCUAAAAAAAUAAUAUAAAUCAGCAGUGUGAAACAAUCCCAGUUUGGCAAUCAGGUGUUAAUUGUGAUGGCUGGAUAGAUAAAAGUCGGUUGUAGUAGUGCAGGAAAAAAACCAAUUGCUUUCACGAUCUUUGCAUUUACUUUGUGUGCCAAGUCUUUAAAGCCUCAAAAUUUGGCCAAGUGAAAGUUUAAGGAAUAGUUUAAAAAGGAUUUUGGAUUUUUUGCGUAUUUGCCUGGUACAAAUUUUUUAUCUCUACGAGAAUCGUUUUAUCUAUCCCUAGACACAAUGUCUCAAGUUCAAAUGUUUUCACGUCAUUUGCUUGAUAUUCGAUCGAUGUUAAAGAUGGCGAAUCUUUUUGUUAUCUAAAAGACUGCUUUGUGAUUUUGCAUUGAUAUAUAAUUGAUGAUAGAUAUUAAAGUGGAGGACAAAUUGGUACUGUGAAACAUUAAGUGUAAGGCUAAGUUUAUUCAACAUUGUUGCGAUUAUUGACUCUGACUAAAAACUUUAUAAAAAUACGUUAAAGAAGUCAAGUGUAGGGUUUGGGCAAACACCUAGAUCCCGUUACCAUCUAAGUCUAUAAGUGGUAUGUAUUAAGCAAAUGACUGAGUUUUUUAUUAGGUAAUUGACUUUGAUAAUUAGUUUCGAAUAAUUACUAUUGAUGCAACAACAUAGGAAUUUCUAGUUAUUCAACAAGUAGGAUUUAAUGGUUAAGUCAAAAAAACUGCACUUUAAAAAACGAAUGUCAAGUUAGUUUUAUAUACCAAGUGUAUUUUCGUACUUUGCCGAAAUAUUACCGUUCUAGUAUUUUGUAUUGAACAUAUUUUGGAUACAGAAUAGAAUAUUAUGCCGUAAGGAUAGUGGUGCAAUAAAGUUUUUUUGGCUUAUGACUUUACCAAAUUAGAUUUUUAACAAUCUAUUGUCUUUAAUAUAUUCGAUCGUCAUUGCAUUGAAAAUCAGUAAUACUUCUAAUACUUAUUGUUAUGGUGUACUAUUUCGGAGAACAAACAUGUUCGUUUUGCGUAUUUUUUUUGUAUAGUAUAGAGAUUUAUUAUUUUUUCUGUAGAGAAUAUCUAACAGUACAAAAUCAAACUUUUCAAAACCUUCUAUUCGUAGCAUUUUCUUAAAACAUAUACCUAUAUGAAUAUUUUAUUUAUAUAAGUACAAAUAAUAUUAUUGUUAUCAUCCUUAAAACACUUAGAGUAUUUUGGCAAUACAUGAGACAAUGGUUAAAAGCCAAAUAUUUUUAAAAUAUCUUGUAUUAUAAAAAGUGUCGAUUUGUUAGGGUAUUAAAAUUGUGUACCUUAUUGGCUUAUUUUAUUUUUAUUAUUUCACAAUAAAAUUUAAAACAUUGAAAUAAAUUGUUUUAAAUUUAA